Paramecium primaurelia is the source of this 1478-nucleotide messenger RNA. The record is from the annotation of a GenBank genome assembly. Lineage: Eukaryota; Ciliophora; Oligohymenophorea; Peniculida; Parameciidae.
AUGUUCUUGACUUAGUUGGUGAUAGGUAUAUAGUUUAUAAUAUAUUAAAAUAAGAAAUGGUUUUUCACUUUUUACAGGCGAUUCUGGUAUCUAUAGUAAUAGAAAUUAAAAGUCUAAAUUGCCUGGAUUAAAGGAGAAAAUGGUAUCAAAAAAUUAAAAUUAUGAAAUACACAAUUUUGAGCUUAGGGGAAUUUUCAGAUCAAGAAAGUAGAGGAAGCAAUAAAAAUACAAGAACGAGAGUAAGAUAUUCAGUCUUUCCAGCCUCAAUUACAUAAGGUUAGAUGUUUUCUGAAGAGUGUCAAUGUUAGAUGAAAGAGUUUUUUGAUUUUGAUUUUUAUAAAACUAUCAUAAAGUUCAUAAUAUAUACUAAGAUUAUAUAAAGUAUUAUAUUUAAAAAAUUUAGUAUAAAAAUUAGUAUCAAAGUUAAUAUAUAUAUAUAUCUAGAGUAACUUAUGGAUAAUGGUCAUAGGACUUAAGAAGAUAACUAAAAUAUAGAAUAGAGCUUAUGUAUGUAUAUAAUUGUUGUUCUUGCACUAUAUCUUUGAUUUCAUUAGUAGACUAGACAUUCAAUAGAAAUGGGUAGUCUAUAUAAGAUGUUCUUGACUUAGUUGGUGAUAGGUAUAUAGUUUAUAAUAUAUUAAAAUAAGAAAUGGUUUUUCACUUUUUACAGGCGAUUCUGGUAUCUAUAGUAAUAGAAAUUAAAAGUCUAAAUUGCCUGGAUUAAAGGAGAAAAUGGUAUCAAAAAAUUAAAAUUAUGAAAUACACAAUUUUGAGCUUAGGGGAAUUUUCAGAUCAAGAAAGUAGAGGAAGCAAUAAAAAUACAAGAACGAGAGUAAGAUAUUCAGUCUUUCCAGCCUCAAUUACAUAAGGUUAGAUGUUUUCUGAAGAGUGUCAAUGUUAGAUGAAAGAGUUUUUUGAUUUUGAUUUUUAUAAAACUAUCAUAAAGUUCAUAAUAUAUACUAAGAUUAUAUAAAGUAUUAUAUUUAAAAAAUUUAGUAUAAAAAUUAGUAUCAAAGUUAAUAUAUAUAUAUAUCUAGAGUAACUUAUGGAUAAUGGUCAUAGGACUUAAGAAGAUAACUAAAAUAUAGAAUAGAGCUUAUGUAUGUAUAUAAUUGUUGUUCUUGCACUAUAUCUUUGAUUUCAUUAGUAGACUAGACAUUCAAUAGAAAUGGGUAGUCUAUAUAAGAUGUUCUUGACUUAGUUGGUGAUAGGUAUAUAGUUUAUAAUAUAUUAAAAUAAGAAAUGGUUUUUCACUUUUUACAGGCGAUUCUGGUAUCUAUAGUAAUAGAAAUUAAAAGUCUAAAUUGCCUGGAUUAAAGGAGAAAAUGGUAUCAAAAAAUUAAAAUUAUGAAAUACACAAUUUUGAGCUUAGGGGAAUUUUCAGAUCAAGAAAGUAGAGGAAGCAAUAAAAAUACAAGAACGAGAGUAAGAUAUUCAGUCUUUCCAGCCUCAAUUACAUAAGGUUAGAUGUUUUCUGA